Messenger RNA from Neohortaea acidophila, 1956 nucleotides. Its product is annotated as major facilitator superfamily domain-containing protein. The coding region runs from base 1 to 1956 and encodes 651 amino acids. The transcript has 4 exons. NCBI's taxonomy places the organism in Eukaryota, Fungi, Ascomycota, Dothideomycetes, Mycosphaerellales, Teratosphaeriaceae. The record is from RefSeq and is a predicted model, not a curated record. Gene Ontology annotation, molecular function: transmembrane transporter activity. Gene Ontology annotation, biological process: transmembrane transport.
AUGCCUCACCACAAGAUUGCCCGCGAGAGGAAGCUGCCGGUACAGCAGCUGUCCAUCCUUGCAAUAUGCCGCUUCGCCGAGCCAAUUUCCGCAACUUCCAUCUUUCCCUACCUGCCUGAAAUGGUCCAAAGCUUCAACGUGCCGGAAAAUGAAAUCGGCAAAUGGGCAGGUCUCUGCAGCGGCGUCUUCAGCGCUUCGCAGGCCGUGUUUGGCGUGCCGUGGGGACGCUUCUCCGAUAAACAUGGCCGGAAGAUUGCCAUCUUACUAGGACUCACCACCGCCAUGCUCACCACAUUACUGUGGGGAUUUUCGACCAAUCUGGCCAUGGCUAUCACUGCUCGAGCCAUUGCCGGCGCCGGAAACGGGAAUGUAGGCAUUAUCAGAACUACCGUUGCUGAGAUGGUGCCCUUCAAGGAACUCCAACCGCGGGCCUUCUCGCUGAUGCCGCUUGUGUGGAAUCUUGGGUCUGUCAUUGGACCAUCAUUAGGCGGCGUCCUGGCGAACGUCUAUAAUGUGCGCCCUGGAGAGCAUAUUGAGAACCCGAAUCUGCUGCAGCGAUUUCCUUACGCCCUUCCGAACAUCGUGGCUGCCGCUUUCUACACCGUUGGCAUCACUACAGGCGUCUUAUUCUUGAGAGAGACGCUCUCGACACGCCAAGAUCAACGGGACUAUGGCUUGAUUCUGGGCCAGAAGUUGAGCAAAGGUACACGGUCUCUUUUCCGAAGAGCCAUGAACCCCUUCCGCAGCAAAUCAAAGCUGCCUUCAGAAGACAUCCAAGAACGGAGACCGCUGCUGGAUCCCGCGCAAGAUGACGAAGCACUCAUCUUGAAGUCGAAAAAGCCCGCUCUCCCACCACCGUCCUACCGUGAAGUGCUCAACAAGCAGGCCAUCCUCAACCUCAUCGUUUAUACCUUUAUUGCUCUACAUACCAUGGGCUACGAUCAGCUAUUGCCCGUCUUUAUGCAUUAUCCAUCCCAUCAGGCUCAGGAACGCACCACCAGUGACGGCAAUCCCCUCAAAUUCGCCAGCGGGCUCGGCCUCGAUCACUUCCGCAUCGGCCUGAUCAGCACCACUUACGGUAUCUGUGGCAUGGUCGCUCAAUUCUUGUUCUUCCCGCCAGCUGCGCGACGCUUUGGAGUGUUGAACUGUCUCAAGGCGUGUGCGAUUGUCUUCCCGAUUGCCUACUUCAUCACUCCAUUCGCAGCUUUACUCCCGACCACGAAUACCCAGAUUGCAGGCAUGUUCGCAAUCAUGCUGCUGAAGUGCUUUGCAUCCAUCUUCGCCUUUCCGAGCUCGACGAUCUUGUUGACGAACAGCGCGAGUAGCCUGCGAGUUCUGGGUACCCUGAAUGGAGUUGCAACAUCUGUCAGUGCGAUCGGGAGGGCCUGCGGACCUUUGCUCGGCGGCAACGUUUUUUCCGCCGGCGUGAAAAUGGGUUAUGUUAUAGCACCGUGGUGGAUGUUUAGCGCGAUUGCAGUCGUUGCGGCGAUACCCGUCUGGUGGCUUGUCGAAGGCGAGGGCUUCGGGGGAGACGAUGAUGGCCAUGUGAGUGAUGAGGAAGAGGAGGAAGAGGAGGCUAUCAUAGACGCAGCCGGUGUCGAAGGAGCGGCAGAAGCGGCAGGUAAGGCUGGCCCGAUCCUCAUGCCGACAGAACAGCAAGCGAACGAUCCGCGAGCUGCUGGAACACUACCGUCCAUCUCGCGCACAACAACCGUGUCUUCCGUGCUGUCGCUCGGCAGUGCGUUAUCACCAAUGGAGGGCGAGAAUGACGACGAAAUGCCGGAAGUGGGCUCUACUACACCUACCGGCCCAUCGGGGCUGCUGUCUAGUCGGAGAACUCCCAUCAAGAGGAAAAUGUCUUUCCCCGUUGGCACAGGUCGGGAGGGCAUUAGUCGGAGACUCAGCUCGAAUCUUGGCCAGAGUCUGGGGAGUGCGGGCAGUUACCACGGGCACUAA